GACUGAUAAAAAUGUUGAAUUUUCAGAUAGUGUGUUGAUUAUUCAAGGAGAUUCAAUGAAUAAUUAUAGUACUCGAUAUACUAUUGAUAGAGCUGAAGAGUUGAAAAAGAAAUUGAAAAUUGUAAAUGUGUUCACAAGUAAUUUAGAUGAGGUUGUAAAAUGGAUUGUUAAUAAUAAUAUAUGUUCAUUAAAUAUCUCUGGAGCAAGGAAAAGUAAUUUAUUAGGAGCAGAUCUCCAAGUGAAAAUGUUUUAUACUCUUGGUCCGGAAGGUUCUUUUUCGUAUUUUACUGCACAGGAAAUUUUUCAAAAAAUAUCUGAUGAGUGUCUGCUAGUUCCCACUAAAGUGAACAGAGUUAAUAUGUUUGAAUACAAUCAUUUAUUUGAAAGGUUUAAAGUUAAAUUAGAAAUUGAGACACCUGUAAG
Racocetra persica is the source of this 423-nucleotide messenger RNA. Lineage: Eukaryota; Fungi; Glomeromycota; Glomeromycetes; Diversisporales; Gigasporaceae. The record is from the annotation of a GenBank genome assembly.